AUGAGUUCCCUACCUCUCGACCCGGGCGUCCUCACCCUGACCUAUGCGGACGAUAUUGCCUUCUUCUCCAGCUCUCUAUCGCUGCAUACGCUACGUGAGAAACUGCAAGAAUAUCUCCUCGCGCUGUCAUCCUGGAUGCGUUCCGUCCACCUCACGUUGAACGUCCAGAAAUCUGCAGUCCUGGUGUUCCCCCAGACCAACUGGACUGGAGGAGCUGUGACCAUCAUUCUGGAUGUUGCCGGCCAGACCAUUCGCCAGACCAACCUGCUGCGCUACCUAGGCGUCUGGUAUGAUCACAUGCUCCACUGGGACCAUCAUGUGGAAGUCAUAAGCCAGAAGGCUUCGAAAGCAAUUGGCACAAUCCUCCGCAGCGCCAGCGCCCGCUGUGGUAUGCGCAGGAGCACCCUGCUCUUCCUGUACAAGUGCUACGUACGGCCAAUUCUUGAGUUUGGGUGUGUCGUCUUCUCGCACCUCCCCGACUACCGUCUGAGCAGGCUAUUCGCCGUAGAAAGGAGAGCCCUCCGCCUGUGCAUGGGCCUCCCCAAGUACACGGCCAACCAGGCGCUGUAUGCCGAAGCCCGCAUUCCCCCUCUGAAGACUCGGUUCCGCCUACUCACUGUGAACACCUUCCUCUCGCUCUGCCAGAGCCCAUUAGCCUCCAGACAGAACCAGUCUCUCAGGGAUCGGGCCCAGUGGAUCGCCCGGAGGUGGCGAAAAUCCAACACCCCGCAGCUCGUCUUUGUCGAAUCCCUUCUAGCCUCGCUGAAUACUUCUCUGACUGCCCCUCCUGCGCCCAUCUGUCCGGUCUCGUCCAUGGCCCUGCGAGUUGCCGACGCGUUCCAGCCCGGCGUUGCCUACGCUCCGUCUCCCCGGCUUGAAGCCCUCCUCUCGGCGCACAUCAACCAGUUCCCAUCUCACGUUGUUGUCGCGACAGAUGCCUCGGUCUCGGCUCAGCUAGCGGGUGCCGGCGUCGUCUUCCCUCAGCUCGACUGUCACUGCCCCAUCCGCCUCCCUGACUACACUCCCGUGUUCGAGAGCGAACUCCUCGCCAUGAUACUGGCUCUCAGAAUGGCGCCCCUUACAUUUCCCAGGAUCCUGCUUUUGUCCGACUCCCUGUCGGUCAUCACUGCCCUAGCCAGCCCCCCCAGCGAGUGGCUCGAGCUCCUGCAGGCCCUGAGUCCUAGCCACAUCACGGAGGUGGUCCUGACAUGGAUUCCUGGGCACUGUGGCCUAUCUCCCAACGAGUUGGCGGACAACCUUGCAAAAAUUUCCCUCUCCGGCCCUAUCAUUGACGUCCUUCCGCCCCUGCCCUCUAUCACGCGGGCCAGGUAUAGAAGGCUGCUGGAGCUGACCGCUCUCCGCUCUCUGCCAGCCCGGUACGCCCAUCUUUCCCACGCUUGGCAGGCUGACCGCUGCGUCUCCCGUCAUGUAGAAGUCUUGCUGACUCGACUGCGCUGUCUAGCCCUUCCACUGAACUUUUACCUGCACCGCGCGGGUGUCAGCCGCUCUCCUGCGUGCGUCCACUGCGGUCAAGAGGAAACUGUAGAGCACUUUCUCCUGCACUGCCCCCUCUACGACCGCUCCCGCCUUAUCUACCUUGCCCAGCCGCUGGCUAGACAAGGGGUUCCCCUCUCCCUGGACGCCAUCCUGUCAUUUGGAGCCUCCCACACCGAAAAGUGGCGGUUUGAAAUAGCGUCGAGAGCCGCCGCCUUUCUGACCAUCUGCGGCCGCUUCUGA
This is a messenger RNA of Ornithodoros turicata, 1737 nucleotides long. RefSeq lists its product as uncharacterized. The record is from RefSeq and is a predicted model, not a curated record. Lineage: Eukaryota; Metazoa; Arthropoda; Arachnida; Ixodida; Argasidae. The coding region runs from base 1 to 1737 and encodes 578 amino acids. The transcript has a single exon. Gene Ontology annotation, molecular function: RNA-DNA hybrid ribonuclease activity; nucleic acid binding.